Molecule: messenger RNA, 3855 nt
Organism: Blastomyces gilchristii SLH14081
Lineage: Eukaryota; Fungi; Ascomycota; Eurotiomycetes; Onygenales; Ajellomycetaceae
Product: E3 ubiquitin-protein ligase hulA
Exons: 10
Coding region: 637-3102 (821 amino acids)
Biological process (GO): ubiquitin-dependent protein catabolic process
Molecular function (GO): ubiquitin protein ligase activity; protein binding
Source: RefSeq, a predicted model, not a curated record
GCGAAGGGGUUUGUUUUGUUUCAUCUUCGGGCAACAUCAACCAUCAUAUCACCUAUAACUAGCUAUUCUAUCUGGCGUCGUCGCAACAACUUCAAAUUCACACAGGGUCAAGCUUAAUCUCCAGACUUCCUCCUGUCUUGUAAUAGUCGCAUAGAUAACUCCUGUCUUGGGUUUUUGCCCUUCCCGGAUCUUUUUUCUCUGGGCGCGCCACCGACCCUCGAGACUGCGGGCCGGCGAUUGGCCCGUUUCCACUGCUCAGCCUCAGUUGGCGGCUCCCACGCCUUCGAUAUUCUCCAGCAUCCAGCAUCCAGCAUCCAGCAUCCAGCAUCCGAUAUCCAAUCCAUCUGACAUCCAUCCAUCGCUCGCUGGCCAGCACCGACAAACUCCAACCACUCCUGCCUGCAUCCCACGCCUCCUAUCUCGGUCUUUUCGCUCCCUGCAUCGAGAGGCUACAUCUAGCCUCCCCCCCGUCCGAGUGCGCAGGAUUUGCGUCUAUCUCUCUCCCCUUGGCGUUUCGCUGCUAUUGUUGCCGCGCCCUUCCCCGCUGGAUGUGAACCUCCAUCCGCCACCCCUCAGCAUAUAUCUCCACCGUCCUGAAAGACGGAGACGGCCUGCUGAGUUAGGACUGCCGUCAGAAUGGGUUCCAAUUUGCCUGCCCAACCAAAUCUCAGAGUCACAAUCAUCGCAGCUGAUGGCCUGUACAAACGCGAUGUUUUCCGGUUCCCCGAUCCGUUUGCAGUUGCCACGGUUGGUGGUGAACAAACUCAUACUACUUCGGUGAUCAAGAAAACACUCAACCCAUACUGGAAUGAAGUCUUUGACCUGAGAGUCACAGAAGAUUCCAUUCUCGCCAUUCAGAUUUUCGACCAGAAGAAGUUCAAGAAGAAGGACCAGGGUUUCUUAGGUGUCAUAAAUGUUCGCAUCGGAGAUGUGAUAGACUUAGACGUUGGUGAUGAUGAGAUGCUUACGAGAGACCUGAAGAAGUCCAAUGAUAAUCUUGUUGUCCACGGGAAACUGAUCGUUAACCUAUCUACUAACCUGUCGACACCCGUUCCCCCACAGAACGGCUCCUUACGCCCUCCUCAUAACGCUCCUCCCUCUUCAACUUCUUAUCAGCAACAACUUCGACCCCAGUCUUCCACGUCGGCUACUCCUGCCGCCACUAGCCAAGGAGCCAGCGAUCAGCCAGCUGCUGCUAACCCCGCGUCCAUGUUUCCCUCUCGAGCUCCUUCUGCCGCAACCCCCGCCCCUUCAGGUUCCCUUCUUGGCGGAGCUGGUCAGACGGCGAAUGGAUCGACCUCUUCUAGAGCCAACCUGAGCUCCUUCGAGGAUAGCCAAGGAAGAUUGCCCGCGGGUUGGGAACGACGAGAAGAUAAUCUAGGCCGGACGUAUUACGUCGACCACAACACCAGAACGACAACAUGGACACGUCCUUCGCAGCACUACAACGAGCAGGCCCAACGCACCCAGCUGGAAGCCAACAUGCAGAUGGAGCGCAGGGCUCAUCAAAGUCGAAUGCUCCCCGAAGACCGCACAGGCGCAAAUUCGCCAAAUCUGCCAGACUCUCAGCAGCCGGGCACCCCCCCAGGUGUUGCCAAUGCAAAUGCCGCUUCUAUGAUGGCCACGGGAGCUACGACAGCCGGCACUGGAGAGCUCCCAGCUGGAUGGGAACAGCGUUAUACCCCUGAGGGCCGGCCAUAUUUUGUGGACCAUAACACGAGAACGACCACCUGGGUGGAUCCGCGUCGACAGCAAUAUAUCCGCAUGUAUGGUCAAAAUGCUAAUGGAAAUAAUACCACUAUUCAACAACAGCCCGUGUCUCAGCUCGGGCCGCUACCAAGUGGCUGGGAAAUGCGUCUCACCAACACAGCUCGAGUGUACUUUGUUGAUCACAAUACGAAGACUACCACCUGGGAUGAUCCACGACUCCCCUCGUCCCUCGACCAAGGUGUUCCGCAAUACAAGCGCGAUUUCCGGCGCAAGCUUAUUUACUUCAGAUCCCAGCCGGCGUUGCGGAUCAUGUCUGGCCAAUGCCAUGUCAAAGUCCGGCGAGGUGCUAUUUUCGAGGAUUCAUACGCGGAAAUCAUGCGCCAGAGUGCGUCGGAUCUGAAAAAGAGACUAAUGAUCAAAUUCGAUGGGGAAGAUGGGCUCGAUUAUGGUGGCCUUUCGAGAGAAUUCUUCUUCUUGCUUUCCCACGAAAUGUUUAACCCGUUCUACUGUCUAUUCGAAUAUUCAGCACAUGAUAACUACACGCUCCAGAUUAACCCUCAUUCCGGCAUUAAUCCUGAGCAUUUGAAUUAUUUCAAAUUCAUAGGGCGUGUCGUCGGCCUUGCCAUCUUCCACCGCCGCUUCCUUGAUUCGUUCUUUAUCGGCGCAUUUUAUAAGAUGAUGUUGAGGAAGAAGGUUACCCUGCAGGAUAUGGAGGGUGUCGAUGAGGAUUUCCACCGAAAUCUAACAUGGACAUUGGAACAUGAUAUUACCGGCGUAUUUGACGAGCUCACAUUCUCCAUUGACGAUGAUCAAUUUGGCGAGAGGAAGACUGUUGACUUGAUACCAAACGGCAGUAACAUCCCGGUUACCAACGAGAACAAAAAGCAAUAUGUUGAGCUGAUCACAGAAUGGAAAAUCCAGAAAAGAGUAGAAGAACAGUUCAAUGCUUUCAUCACUGGAUUCAACGAGCUUAUCCCUGCUGACCUCGUCAACGUCUUUGACGAGCGUGAAUUGGAGCUUCUCAUUGGUGGUAUUGCCGAUAUCGACGUGGAUGACUGGAAGAAACAUACCGACUACCGCGGCUACCAGGAGCAGGACGAAGUGAUCCAAAACUUUUGGAAGGUCAUACGGAGCUGGGAUUCGGAGCAAAAAUCUCGCCUCCUGCAGUUCGCAACGGGUACCUCUCGCAUUCCAGUUAACGGCUUCAAGGAUCUGCAAGGCAGCGAUGGGCCUAGGCGGUUUACCAUUGAAAAAUCUGGAGAGAUCACCGCGCUGCCCAAGUCGCAUACUUGCUUUAACCGCUUGGAUCUACCACCGUAUAAGACGUACGAACAACUGCAGCAUAAGCUAUCUAUCGCUGUUGAGGAGACCUUGGGCUUCGGCCAGGAGUAAAUGUAACCCCAAGCCAUGCAUAUGUUAUUUAACUUAUUGUUGUUUAUUCCUACUUUUCAUUCAUCAGAGAAGCCGACUCAUAUUCAUAUUUGUUUAUUUUGUCUUUUGUCUGAUGUGCUUCUAUGAGCUUCCUUCCUACCGCCAUAUAUUUUGUGUAUAUUUUGUGUUUUUCUCCUUGUUUUUCGCCUCUCUCUUCUGUACAAUGUAGAGACCAAGCAGGGUUGUUAGGGGGAAAUUGAACCGGGGAAAACAAAGCAUCCUAUCUAUUAUCCUGGCUUAAAUAACCCCUUUUUCCCAUCAUAUUCUCUUUUUAUAUCACUGUGCCCCUCAUUUUUUUCCCUAACUUUUUUUACUUUCCCUUCUCUCCGUAUCGUGUUACUGUACUCUUUCCCUUUUCAUGUUCCUUGUCUCCCCUUAGUGACGAACGACCGGCAAUAUAUUGUGUUCCUUUCCUGUCCUUUCAUUCCUUCCCCGCCCGAUCUAUGUAUGUAACGAUUCCCCCAUUUCUUUUCCCCCUUUCAUAAUUAUAUAAUUGCCCCUGUCUGGAACCUGCGCCCGGUGACAUCAUCAAUCGUUUGAAAUAAAGAAGUCCGUUUUCUUUCAUAUAUGCGUGUGUGCGCGUAUGUAUCUAUGGGAAGGAGGGGGAGAAUUAAGCAAAAGGAUAGAGAGCGAGGAGAGAAGUAAGCUAUGUAUGAGAAACGGCUUGACGGUCCUUUUAUAGGAGUAAACUAACUAAUUUGUUAACACUCCCCC